AUGGCGGUUCAACACCGCGGGUAUUCCUUGACUGAUUUGAGGUCGAAACCGAACGAAAAAAUACAGCGACGGCGGCGAAGACAAUCCAUAAAGAUCCAGAGAAACAUCGAUGAUGACGUGCUUAUGGCUUCAGCAAUUGGGGACGUGACAUGGCUACAACAAAGUCUCUACGACACGCGAAAGGCUUAUUCAGUUUCCAAAGAACAUGUAAGUGUUGAUUACAAGUUCUCGAACGCCUGUUCCUUCUCUGUAUAGCAUUUCCACUAGAAUAGCUCGGAAAUUAACUCAAACUGCUUAUCAAUAUAGUAUAUUAUAAAGGAAAGGGAUGGAGACUAGACAGUCAUGUAUGCAUAAAUACGUAUGAAAGUUGCGGGUUCGCGGACUAAAGUUGCAUUAAGGAGCGUCAUUCGUUACAGGAGUCACUUGUGGCGUGUAUCAUUUUAGUUGUUGCAACUUACAAAGAAGGUAUUUUCUGGAAGCGGUAGCGUUUUGUUAAGAAUGUUUACUUAUGUCCCCGGCUUAUCCAUUAGUCACCCGGAUACUAACGCCAGUAACGGCACAAAUUUCCCGGUCUCCCGUACGGGUCACUAAAUAUCCCGGAUAAAAUUUACAAUAUGAGUUUUUCUGUGCUAAAGUUUGGAACUUAGGACAUUUGGUAUGGUUUCCUCUUGACAAAUCCGCCACAGUUUUCCAACUUGUCUUUACUCUUCUGAACCAUAGACAUGAUGUCAAAAUGUUCAAAACUCAACUGGACCCAUGAGUCACAAGCAAGUUGUUUUGUAAAUCGUUGAAUAUUUUGACUUUGUUCCCAUGGUGGUUAAAAAUAUAGACCUUGAAAAAUGUUUGCAAUUUGUUUCCUUCAAUAAGGUUGACAGUUUUGGAUGUCCAUUUCUGUUGAAGUUUCUUAGAAAAUCACACACAUAAAUUAAGGGCAAGGAAAAACAAAUUGUACCACAAUGAGGUCAUUUUCAAGGUGUAUAUACUAUACCUGCCAACUUUUUCUGAGUCAAAUGCGUGAGAUUUCUGUCAAAAACGUCCUGGUGACUUACGCAGAUUUCCGGCAAUUUUUCCGAAAGACUUCCGAAUGUUGCUGAAAAUACCUGAAAAUGUUCCGACCAACUUUGCGCACUUCCGAAGCUUAAAUAAAAGGUAACAUUUUUGGUGUGUUGUGAUACAUUUGGGACACAUUAAGUCAACAUAAAGCGCCUUUGUUGGAAUAUUUUUGUGGAAACUAAAUUGAAUUUUCACUAUUAAUCAUGUAUUAAAGAAAUAUUUAAUUUGUGUUUUUUGAUUCUCUUGUAUUCUAAAAUUAGGGUCUUGCCCCAGUGCACCUUGCAGCCCAGAAUGGUCAGCUGGAGUGCCUUAAAGUUAUGAUCGAGAAAUAUAAAGUAGAUGUGAAUCAUCAGAGUGCAUCUGGAUGGACACCCCUUCAUCUAGCAAUUAACAAGGUGACAAAAAAGAGGGGACUAAGAUGUGUCCGAUACCUCCUGGAAAAAGGCGCAGAUCCUUCAGUGUAAGCUUUAUGUUGUAUACUGGAAAAUAAGACAUUAAGUACCGUAGUAAGUAUGUUCUGAUCCUGGGGGUGGGGGGUGGGGGGAGGUAUUAAACAAAUAUUGAUAAUAUGGGGAGAAGGCUCCACCCCGAGAUCCAACCCCUUACCCUUUUAUACACCAUUUUUCACAAAAAAGGUUCCCCUUUCUUUAAUAAACCUUCUAUUGAUAGAUGGUAGGUACUCCUUUCACAUACCUUGUUUUGAAAUUAACAUGCACUGUCUUUUAAAUAGGAAUCAAUCACAAAAAUAAAACACUUAAAGCCACAAAAAUUCACCUGUUGGCCCUUUUGGGCCCAGCUUUUACAGACCGAAAUGACAGAUUUUCCUACCCCUUCAUAAACCUGAAGGUACCCUUUUUAAGCAUAGCUUCCCCAUAUGGAAGGGGGGGGGGGGGUCUGACUCGCUCCAUGUGGCACCAAAAAGUGUUACAUUGUACUUUAACAUUCACCUCUCAUCUUUUAGCUAGGUCUAAGGUGGUAAAGGUUACUUUAAUGCCUUUGAUGUUUUAUUGUGAAAGGUGAUAAGACUGUCUUUGCCUUAAGUCAUUAACUAAAGGUAAUACAACUUAUAUAAUGCUUGGGCAUAAGGUGGACCAAAUGUCACCUUGAUGAACAUCAUUGGUAUUACACCUUUAAAAUACACAAUUAAGACUUCAACUAGCAUCUACCUUGCUUCACUUGCUUUACAAUGUACAUUUUCCAGUUCAUAUAUGAUUCACCUUUGAGGCAAGUCAAAGGUUAUCAAAGGCACUUUUUUCGUCUUGUUCAUAAUGGAAGGGGCUCAUAUGAGCCUUUGGAAACUGUAAGAUAAAGAGUAACGGAAUUUUAAAAACGUUCACUUUAGUAGAAUUAGGUCACUGAAGUUCUAGAAAGUGAAAACUUCUAAUUAGGGAACAUCCUUUUACUCUAGUUUGUACCACAAAUUAUUUGCAGUCAAAGUGCCGGGAAAAGAAUUUUUUUGCUUUUACUAGCCAAGAGAAAAUUUGACUGUUAACUGUAAAGCUUCCUCUCCCCAUUUGUGGACAAGGUCUCAAAUUGGCUCCAUCUACAGUAUAUACAGUCAGGGGCACCCAACAUCAAUUUUUGGAAAGUAUCGGUUCGGAAGACGAAUUGAGAUCUAGAAUUUUCGGAACGUUUGUUGUACCUACCUCUUCUAGGAUAUGCAAACUUCCAAAAAAUGGCAUAAUUGCCCUUUUUUGACGGAUUUUUAUCCUUAAAAGGUCGCCUAGAUUUUCGGGAGCCUUUUUUGUGGCUGAAAUUUUCGAAAAGGAAAGUUUUAAUCCCUAUAAUUUUAGGAUCACUAGACUUUUAGCUAGGAAAUCCUAACAGAUGAAAAAUUUUUAGGGGAAAAAAAUAUGCUCACAUCCACCGUUUAACUACUAAAAUACGUUUCACAAUGCUAUGUUUAAGUGGUUUUAAACUAUAUUCUCGUUGGGUGCCCCUGAUGCAGUGUACAUGUAUUGUAGCUGUCUCUUUGGUGUCCCCCUGGAGAGGAUACUCUGUGAUUGGCAAGUAUAAAAAGGAUAGGUGCAUGCCAGGAAGGUUCUAGAACCCUGACACUCCAUUUAAAAGAAAUAGAAUUGAAAGUACAUGUAGCACUUUUUAAAGGCCCAGGGUAAAACCGAUUUUCUAAAGAACAAAGUUUGCUCGAGAUAGAUCUGUGCAUGCUUAUUCAUAAACGAAAAGAAUUCUACUAACUGUAAACAUCGCGCGCCCAUCGCGCGCUGAAAUCUUCCUCCUCCUUCCUCUUUUAAAGCCUGUAACGCAGGCUAUUUUUUUCAAGAAGUUAAUACCCUUGCUUAUUUAUAGGCCAACACAUGCAGGGAUAACUCCGGUUCACCAAGCGGCGAGCGAGGGGCACGUAAAAUGUCUCCAAGAACUCAUUAAAAGCGGUGCCGCGAUUGACACUGUUGACGGUAAUGGACACACGCCCCUGUCAAUAGCGCGUGUGUGGGGACACAGAGAGUGUGCGCGGAUAUUAGCCAAUCAACAGUGGUACUUAGACAAACAGAAGGAAUUGACUGAAAGACUACAAAAAGAGCAGGAAAGCAAGCAACUUGAGGAAGAAAUGCACAAACUUAGCCUCAUUCGAAUGGCUGAAGGAAAACACGAAAAUCAGCUGGCUUUUAAGCGGUGGAUGGCAGAGAAACAUUUCCCUGAUAUACCCACAAUGUACGGACCCGUCCCCUCUGAGGAAAGAGAGGCGGCUGAAGAAAUACGCGCUUCACAGUCGCUUCGUCCCACCCCUACCCCUUUAGUAGCCGAGUCGUCUUUUGUGGUUCGUUCAAACACAGAGUAUGAGUCUUUUGAUGGGGUACCUGCAUUUGCUUCACGGAGAUCAACUGAUUACUACGAUCAUGACUCUGAUAAAAAGCUCGAGUUGAUUCCUCUAGAGAGAAUAUCUGCUUCUAAGAGACGGAAAGGGCAAAGGACAGAAGGCUUACGGCCAAAUAGAUCUCGAAUUAAGAAAAAUCCCUCGCCUAUUUCUAGAUGA
Molecule: messenger RNA, 4045 nt
Organism: Porites evermanni
Lineage: Eukaryota; Metazoa; Cnidaria; Anthozoa; Scleractinia; Poritidae
Source: the annotation of a GenBank genome assembly